Molecule: messenger RNA, 1222 nt
Organism: Adelges cooleyi (spruce gall adelgid)
Lineage: Eukaryota; Metazoa; Arthropoda; Insecta; Hemiptera; Adelgidae
Product: MKRN2 opposite strand protein
Exons: 4
Coding region: 231-932 (233 amino acids)
Source: RefSeq, a predicted model, not a curated record
GUAAACACUAAACUGUAAACUGUAAAAAACUAAAAACUAAAUGUAAAGGAAUUUGUGAUUUGUAACUACUAAUUUGCAUUUUGUAGCUGAUGUGACUUUGUAAGUUCAUUAGUUUGAAUUAGAGGACCUAUUAAUUAGGUUCAACUCAGACUUCAGUAAGUUUCAUUCGCUAUGGUUCGGUUAGUCAACGUUCUCUUUACCUAGAGUAGUGUUCCCAUGUUGUUUGAACAAUGGACAACGAUCCCGGAAUAGUGUGUUAUAAACACUGUGGAGACAGAAAUGUGUUCUGCAUAAAAUUACCUUCUUUCUGCCAUGUCUGUAAACAACAUGUAUCCGAUUCUCUGUUCAUUCCAAUCAGAGUGUGCUAUCCUUUUGCGAGAGCAUCGCAGCAUCCGUGCUCUGUUGUUUUUAAACCGACCAAUGGCGAUUUUUUAAAAAACUAUCGAUUGAUGGAUGAUUUACAUAUUGGAAUAACGACUUCAAAGGGAGUAGUCGUGUCAUACGACUGCAACGGAGUAGUCAAUGAUGAUGUCAACACGGACGCCUGGCAGCAAUGUUUAGUAGUCUACCGAGUAGAGGAAGCGUCUUGGGAAACACAAUGGGAUAACGUCCUGAUGGAAAUUGCCAGAGCCGAUUUUUGGACCAAAGCAAGGUUGGUGAUGGUGAGGGUAAUACUAUGGCAUGAAUUUAACCUACGGCAAAGGUACAAUGAAGAUACGCACAACUGUUUGUCAUUCGUUGUGGAGUUCGUCAAACGGUUGGGAAUGUUGAAAACAUGUGAUCGAGUGAUCAAUACGAGGGAAGAAUUUACCGAUACGUUUAUUGCACCGGCCACAGUGAACGCUCAAAAAUAUAUACACCUCUACAGAAAAAUUGUCGAAAACGGUUUCUAUGUGUACAAUUCAGUAUCAAACGAAAUAGUGUGCAGUUGAAUCUUGAUUACUACUGCUACUACUACUACUACUACUACUAAUAAUAAUAAUAAAAAUAAUGUAAAAAUAAAUAAUAUAUAUGAAAUUUGUUGUAAAAAAGCUAAUAAUAUACAGCAAUCAAUAUGUAUAAGCAACAUCAAUAUGUGUAAUCUAUAUAAGCAUACAAAGUUUUCAACAUUUUUAUAGUAGAAACUAGAGGUCUCUAUUUCACGUGUGGUUGAGAACACAGGUACCCGUGUUAAAGUGUGUGUAAUUAAAAUGCACAUGUUCCAGUGUAUUAAGAUUUUGAA